AUGCCGGCCCCGUGGACCAGCACCACCUUCUCCUCGAUCCUCCGUCAGGCCAUCGCGGUCGCCAAGAAUGUUCCUCUGGCCUCCCGGGCUGGAGCAGCUCUGACCGGUCGCCGGGCCCGCCAGGCGCUCCAGGUCUUCCAAGAGGCAUUACCAACCCUCACCGAAUCGGCGGGACAUCUCAAUGGUCGUCCUCUGGCGUACGCGACCGAGCCCAUCCGGCUCGGAACGCGAUCUCACCGGCCCAUGUCGGCGCAUGCGCGUAUGCACGCCGCGGGGCGUAACUUUCGUUCUGGAUCAGGCGGGAGUAGGAGCUGGAAGGCGGGACCCAGUAUGGCGCGUAGCAAUGUCGGGUUAGGAUCGGCGAGGACGUUCGCGUCUGGUCCUACUUCAUCGGCGGUGUCGAAUGUCCCCGUCGUCCUGCGGGCUUUCGUCUCCCUGCUCGAUGACGAAGAGUUCAACCAUAAACUUCCCCGGGCAACUCGGUACACCCCUUACAAGCCCCGGAAGUCCACCCGUCAGGCCCGCCGUCGCCACACCAGGCGCGCGGCUAGCAUCGCAUGCUCGGUCGACUCUCGGCUCUCCAUCUCUGAGCUCUCCCACUUCUUCCCGUACAUCUCCACCUCAACCGCAACUCCCUCACUCCCUCCUACGGUCGACACCCUCGUUACUCCGGGUACGACCGCUAUCCUCUCCCUUCCUCUUUCGCCCUCCCUUUCGGCGCUUCUCUCAUCUACGACCCAAGUGCCCUACGCGGCGGCCGAAGUAGGCGUCUCGGUGCUGUCGUCACUUAGUAUGGGCGUCCUCGGUCUACAAGAGGCGUUCAGCCUGCACUACUGGCAUCGGAUCGGGCCGCUCUUGGCUCGGCUCGAUGACUUGGGGUUCUUGGGCGGCGAAAGCGGGAGGGGGGUCAGGCACGAGAUGAUUGUUGACAGCACGGGGAGGCCGGAUAUCCUCCGCCUGACAUUCUCAGACAGGUCAGAGGCGGACGUCAUGCAGCUGCUGGAUGGGUGGUUGGUCGAAGAGGGCGGUAGGACUUGGUGGGGUCUUAGGGAGAUUAGCGAGGUAGGGGGAGAAACGGAGAUGGGUGCGAUGAAGCUGAGCAAUGGGGAGCGAAAGGAGAUGAUGGAGGACUGGGACGAGAGCGGGAACGGAGCGGUCCCUCAAGUCAUCUUUGACGCCGACGCCCCCGCCGAGGGAUCAACGGUCGACCUCAUCUUCCCCUCCCUCGAAACCGGACUCCCGGUGGAGAUGGACCAAGCCUACUGGUCUCCUCUUUCCCCUUCUUCGGGCUCGCCUCACUCCCUCCAUUCCCCUAUCUCAGACUACGAGCUCGAAUCUGACUUCUCCAUGGGCUCCGGCUCGGGGUCACCUAUAUCACCCAACUCCCCCGUCGGGUCCUUGUCAACUUCGAUCCUCUCCCAGCUGUCUUCCCUGCCUUCGGAGGAUAGCCGACGCUGGUCUGUCCAUCCUUCGGAGGACGACCUCGAGGUGGAAAGUGCAGUGUCGGAGAUGUGGAGCGGGGCGGGCAGUGAAGUAUGGGACGAGGAGGAUAUGGUGGAGGUACAGUUGAGCUGGGCGGGGGUCGGGCAGGGGAUGGGAUCGAGGAUGGGGCUGGCAGAUUCGUGGUAG
Dioszegia hungarica is the source of this 1629-nucleotide messenger RNA. RefSeq lists its product as uncharacterized. The transcript has a single exon. The record is from RefSeq and is a predicted model, not a curated record. Bases 1 to 1629 code for a protein of 542 amino acids. Lineage: Eukaryota; Fungi; Basidiomycota; Tremellomycetes; Tremellales; Bulleribasidiaceae.